GUAGUAGCUUAAUGUCUUACGCGAAACCAACAGCAUGUCUUGGCUUGCCAGUGCAAAAUGGAUUGUGCCGCUGUUCAUCCUGGUGAAGCUGGUGAUGUGCCGGUACGUGGAUAUUGGUUCUCCGGUGCUCGACUGCGUCCGUAUGCGCAACGAUAAGUGGCGGGCGUUGGUGUUUGGAACAGGACACUACCAUACCGAUGACAACCAACGCUUCGUGGGCACGUGGGUUCAUACGGGAACACCGUUUAAUUCCGCGUUCAAAAUUGAACGCAUUACAAAGUACCCGGAGCCUCUUUACUUUAUAAAAAUGAUCAACACCCAGGAGUACAUUAUGGGAGGACCCUUAACUACAACGUCCGAAUCUCGCAUUCCCAUAUUCUCGAACCACAAGAAUGUGAACACUACACGCGAUCACGAUGGUGUUUUUGGUUUUGAAAAGGCCAAAGACGAGCGGGGAGCAUACAACGGGGCAUACUACCUAAAGGUCGUGCAUUACGACCACUACGUUAUUGGAUCGCAUUCCCAGGCUGAUCCACCCGCAGGAGCGGAUGGGUUUUACCUGCUUCAGAUGGACCGCAGAUACCAGCCCACGAUGACGAGAGAGCACAUGUUUUGGAUCGAACAGUGCUCGUAACAAUUAUUAGCUUUA
Messenger RNA from Culex pipiens pallens (northern house mosquito), 649 nucleotides. RefSeq lists its product as uncharacterized. NCBI's taxonomy places the organism in Eukaryota, Metazoa, Arthropoda, Insecta, Diptera, Culicidae. The coding region runs from base 35 to 634 and encodes 199 amino acids. The record is from RefSeq and is a predicted model, not a curated record. The transcript is spliced from 2 exons.